This is a messenger RNA of Hylaeus anthracinus, 1979 nucleotides long. RefSeq names its product dnaJ homolog subfamily A member 1 (gene Droj2). The coding region runs from base 274 to 1470 and encodes 398 amino acids. Gene Ontology annotation, biological process: protein refolding; response to heat. Gene Ontology annotation, cellular component: cytoplasm; cytosol. Gene Ontology annotation, molecular function: Hsp70 protein binding; ATP binding. The record is from RefSeq and is a predicted model, not a curated record. The transcript is spliced from 6 exons. NCBI's taxonomy places the organism in Eukaryota, Metazoa, Arthropoda, Insecta, Hymenoptera, Colletidae.
UUUUCUUUCUACUGAUACAGGUAUAGAAUAUAUAUCUAACAGGAGAACUUGCUUACCAAUAAUUUAACACUAAAUAUCUAUGUAAUACCUAUUUUUUUUAAGAAAGCAUAGCUACUAAAGAUGGCUAAAUUCACUAGAUAAAAUAAAGUUUUUUUGUAUUUUUUAAACAUAUCUCCACAUUAUGGGACUAUAUUAUACAUGUACAUUUCUCAACUGCAGGACUGUAGUAGCCUAAGAAUCAGUUUCAUUCGCAAACGAUAGGUCACAGUGAAAAUGGUGAAGGAGACGACAUUCUAUGAUAUAUUGGGCGUGAAGCCUGGGUGUACGCAAGAUGAUUUGAAGAAGGCAUACAGAAAACUUGCUCUUAAAUAUCACCCUGAUAAGAACCCUAAUGAAGGAGAUCGCUUUAAACAAAUUUCACAAGCAUAUGAAGUAUUAUCGAAUCCUGAAAAGAAGCGAAUUUAUGAUCAGGGUGGAGAACAAGCUUUAAAAGAGGGUGGUGGAGGAGGCAAUGUAUUCUCUUCACCUAUGGAUAUCUUUGAUAUGUUCUUUGGAGCAGGUUUUGGUAGAAGAGCUAGAGGGAGAGAACGCAAAGGACAAGAUGUUAUACAUCAGUUGUCUGUGUCACUGGAGGAACUGUAUAAGGGUACUGUUCGCAAGUUAGCUUUGCAAAAGAACGUUAUUUGCGAUAAAUGCGAAGGUAUUGGUGGAAAGAAAGGUUCCGUAGAACAAUGUACAACAUGUCAUGGAUCUGGUAUGCAAGUCCAAAUACAGCAACUAGGACCAGGAAUGUUGCAGCAUCUUCAGACUAUGUGUGUAGAUUGCAAAGGGCAAGGAGAACGCAUAAAUUCUCGUGAUCGUUGUAAACAGUGUGGUGGCAGGAAGACUGUUAGAGAUAGAAAAAUUUUGGAAGUUCGUGUUGAUCCAGGCAUGGUAGAUGGACAAAAGAUCGUGUUUAGCGGAGAAGGCGAUCAAGAACCAGACUAUGAGCCAGGAGAUAUUGUAAUUGUUCUUGAAGAGAAGGAACACGAAGUGUUCAAGCGUUCGCGCAAUGAUUUGAUCAUGAGAAUGCAGCUAGAACUGGUAGAAUCUUUAUGCGGAUUCCAAAAGGUUAUUACUUCUUUGGAUGGAAAUGAUUUAUUAAUAACCUCACUUCCGGGAACCGUUACAAAACACGGAGAUUUGAAGUGUAUUUUGAACGAAGGAAUGCCAGUUUAUAAAGAUCCGUUCACACAUGGCAGACUCAUAAUUCAAUUUGUAGUAAAUUUCCCGAAAACCAUUGACCCUGCUGUUAUUCCAACGCUAGAAAAAUGUCUACCUCCAAGGGAACAGGUUAUAAUUCCAGAGGGAGCUGAGAAGUGUAUACUUACAGAUUUAGAUCCAGAACAAGAAGCAAGGCGAAGAGACCAGCGACAGGCGUACGAAGAAGACGAAGGAGGUCCCUCUCGAGUUCAAUGUGCCACACAUUAAUUUGAUUACAUCAAUGUCAAUAAAUAUGGUCAUUCUUUCAUUUUAAACCCGAGAGAAAUGUCUAGAUAUGUGCACGACUGUGAAAAUCAUAAGGAAUCUCCACCGAUUCUAUCGCAAGUAUCACAUUAACACCUAAUUGUAUAGAAAGACCGUUGACACAGACGACGAUUCAUUUAUCAUCACGCCUGAAUUAAACUAUAAAUUUUGGUGAAAAUUAGUGAACUGUUUACGAUUAGUUAAUCAAUCGCUUGCUGUAGAAAAAUAUUAAAAAAAGAUGUACUUAUCAUUAAACAAAGUGAUAAGAAAAGGUGAACUUCUAACGCGACAUCAUGUAACGUUAGUACUAACUGCAAACAUAAUCGAUUAUAUCAUGUAACGAUAAACAUUCGGAUGACAUUCUGCUAUUUGUGAAAUUAUUUCUUUAUAAUUAAUAAUUAGCAGUUUCCAACACUGAUUAAUAUGGGCAUAUUGAAUGCUAGAAAUAAAGUUAGACAGUCGAAUGAAACUAG